Messenger RNA from Didymodactylos carnosus, 2436 nucleotides. Lineage: Eukaryota; Metazoa; Rotifera; Eurotatoria; Philodinida; Philodinidae. The record is from the annotation of a GenBank genome assembly.
AUGGACAAGAAGCAUUUUUUUAGUCAAUUAGUGUUAUAUUUGCUUCUUAUAAAUAAUGAUAAUCUGAUGUCUUGUUAUUUGGAAGACUGCACGAGCGAUUAUUUAAUAAUGACUAUUCGAAUGUUGCGAUAUGGUCUACAUACUCUACAUAUUCUUGUUAUAGUAAAUAUUAUAUUUUUUAUUCUUAUUUAUCGUCGCUUAAUCCCGUUUGGUCCAAGUAAUAACUCUGAGAGUAAUGAAUCUUCUUUAUUCGAUUUACCAUCUAUAUGUUUAAUACCAAAGUUCGAUCCAUGGCAUCCUACUAUUGCAAAAGUAAUUCGUAUAUCACCUGUUUAUCGUUGUCCGACGAAUAAAAAACCACUCGUUGAUAUUAUUAAUUAUUCACAAUUAAAAAUAAAUCAAACUGUAAAUCAAACAUUAUAUAGAGGUAAAAUAACACAUUGUGUCUACUAUAAAAUUGGACGUAAUCCCGAUGAAGUACAUUUUCGAGAUUACUCUUAUACGUUAAGUAAACCAAUAUUAAUUCAAAGUGGAGUAACGAAUGAAGUUCAAGAUGCUGAUUAUGUUCUAACAAGAUGUUAUAAUGAUCCAACAAUUCUAUUUAAUGGAAAUAUCUCCUGUGAUUACAGUUGUGCAAAAGAUCAACAAUCAACAAUCUCCAACCAUCCUAAUUCAACAACCAGCUAUGUCAAAAGUCAAAACCUUGCAUCUAAAUCUAAUAAACUCAUUCAAGAACACGUUCUCACAUUAAUGAGACGUAAAAAGCCACCAUUUUCUUAUGAAGAAUGGGUUCGUUCUUCUCAAAACUGGUGGCAAAAGCUCAGUCAACCAAAGAUAAUGCCACCAAGUAUCUUAUUCAUUAUUUUGGAUGCUGUUAGUGGUUUACAAGCACAACGCGCUCUACCACAAACAGUUGCCUAUUUAAAGUCAAAAGGUCUCUAUUCGUUCAGUCGUCAUUCAAUCGUAGGUGAUGGAACAUUUGAUAACAUUGUACCACUGUUUUUUGGUAAACGCUCCGCAGAUUUAUUAGUACCAAAUGUCAAAGAUUUACGUUAUAAAUUUGAAACAAAGGAAGCAAGAAUGCAAGAUAAAAAAAAAGUGUGGGUAAAAAAGGUUGUUCAUUAUCCAGGACCAUUUGAUAAUGAUUCAUUUAUAAUGAAAAAUUUUUCAAGACAGUUCAACUACACUACGUUCUUUAGCGAAGAAUGGAAAGAAAGUGCAUUUUAUAAUUUAAAAAAUGGUUUUCAUGAGCAACCCACCGAUUUUUAUCUACGACCAUUUUGGUUAAGUGUUUAUGACAGUUCAUCCUAUAAUAAAUUCUGGGGUAAUUCCAAUCCAAAACCAUGCUACCUAAACAAAUUAUUACAUCAUCUAUCAUUAGACUGGUUAAAACAGUUCCUUGAAGUACAUUCAGGCAUAGAUCAACCAAAAUUUGGUAUAUUAAAAUUAAAUGAAAUGUCACACGAUUAUAUGGAACGUUUGUUUUGGAUUGAUCAUGAUUUAAAAGCAUAUUUAGAAGAUUUUUAUGAUAGAGGUUUAUUGAAUAAUACAAUUUUAAUGUUUUGUGGUGAUCAUGGUCAUCGACAGCAUCGAAUACGUUUAACAAGGAUUGGAGGCAUGGAAGUUAAAUUACCAUUUUUCUCCAUGUUAUUACCUAAUUGGUUUAAAGAAAAAUUUCCAACAGCAGUUACAAAUUUGGCAAAUAAUAGAGGAGUUUUAACAUCUUGGUGGGAUGUUUAUGAAACUUUAGUUAAUAUUUUAAAUAUGCUGGAAAAUCCGUCUAUAUUUGAUCCACUAAAAGUAAAUUGGAAAUCAUCGACACCUGGCAUUAGUUUAUUUCAUCCUAUUCCUGAUCGUAAUUGUAUAUUAGCUGGUAUUCCAGAAAAAUAUUGUCCAUGUGUACGUUCGAAUCCGAUCAGUAUUGAAACCGUUAUUAUCAAACAACUUGCACUCUAUAGUGUUUCAUAUAUCAACAAUCAAAAAUUAAAAUAUCAUCAGCAUUUAUGUAUGCAAUUAGAAUUAAAAACAAUUAUUCAAGCUGAAGUUGAAGUUUUACCAACUGUAAAAAAUAAUAAGAAAAAUGUCACAUUAAGUAAUUUUACUCAUUCGUAUACGGUUCUAUUCGAAACAGAACCCUCGAAGGCUAUAUUUGAAUCUAAACUUCUAUAUGAUCCAUCAAGAAAUGUUAUUCAACUUCAUUCGGAUAUGUUGAGAGUUAAUCUCUAUGGACAAUCAUCAACAUGUAUCCAAGAUAAAUAUGAGUUGAAAAGUUUCUGUUACUGUAUAAGUUAUCAUCAACAACUACUGGCUAUGACAUCAUCAACGCCCACAAUUACCACAACAUCUAAUGCAAUUACCACAGCAUCUAAUGCAACUACCACACUCUCUCAAUUAUCUAGUUCCAAACAGAUAAAUAGGAUAGAAAAAAAAUUAUAG